AUGGAAGACCACGAGCUCACCCAAGUGUCCCCGGCGGCCAAGGUGCCCUCGAGGGCCCAGAUGGGCGAGAUUUCGCAGCGCGAGUAUGAAGACCGCGUGCAACUGAUGCGCCUCGGCAAGAAGUCUGUUCUCAAGCGCAACUUUUCCUUCCUCACCAUCCUCGGCUUCAGCUGCGCCGUCCUCGUCACCUGGGAGGGCACGCUCAUGAGCUUCGCCCCGGGCCUCAUCAACGGCGGGCCCGCCGGCCUCGUCUACGGCUUCCUCUUCGUCUGGGCCGGCAACCUGACCGUCUUCUCGACCCUGUGCGAGCUCGUCUCCAUGGCGCCCACCUCGGGCGGCCAGUACCACUGGGUCUCCAUGCUCGCCCCGCGCCGCUGCGCCCGCUUCCUCAGCUACAUCACCGGCUGGCUGACCGUCGCCGGCUGGCAGGGCACCGCCGCCUCGGGCGCCUACCUCGCCGGCAGCAUGCUCCAGGGCGUCGUCGCCUUCACCAUGCCCCAGUACACGGGCCAGACCUGGCAGGGCACGCUCAUCGUCUGGGCCGUCGUCCUCGUCGCCGUCUUCAUCAACACCGUCGUCAGCUCCGCGCUGCCCAAAAUUGAGGGCAUGAUCCUUGUGCUGCACAUUGUCGGAUUCUUUGGCGUCCUGAUCACGCUCCUCACCUUUGGCGCGCACGGCGACGCCUCGGAGGUCUUUGCCAACUUUCGCAACGGCGGAUGGCCAACCCAGGGCCUGUCCUUCUUCGUCGGUCUGCUAGGACUCAUCUUUUCCUUUGCCGGCGUCGACUGCUCUUUUCACAUGUGCGAAGAAGUCCAAAACCCCUCCGUCGCCGUACCUCGGUCCAUCAUGGGCAGCUUGCUUAUCAACGGUCUCAUGGGUCUGGCCAUGGUCAUUUCCAUGCUCUUUGCCGCCACCGACAUUGACGCAGCCAUCAAUUCCAAGAGCGGCUACCCCUUCAUCGAGAUCUUCUUCCAAGCAACAGGCUCCAAAGCCGGCACCGCUGUAAUGGCUUCUCUGAUCAUCUUCAUGACCAUCUCUGCCGUCGUCGGUGUCAUUGCAACGACAUCCCGAAUGUUCUGGGCCUUUGCUCGUGAUCGUGCCUUGCCAGCCUGGCGCACAUUGUCCAAGGUCGACCCUACUACACACGUCCCCAUCUGGGCCAUUGGUGUCACGAGUCUCAUCUCGUGUCUUCUGGCUCUCAUUAACAUUGGAUCCACCGUCGUCUACAAUGCCCUCGUCUCGCUAUCCAUCUGCGGCCUGUACUCCUCCUACCUCAUCGCAUCCUGCACGCUGCUCUACCGCCGCACCACCGGCGGCUUCGCGAUGCCCGACGCGAGCUCCCCCCUCCCGGCCCUCGCCGAGGGCGACAACGCAGAGGGGCUCAUCUGGGGCCCGUGGCACGUCCCGGGCGUCCUCGGCAUUGUCAACAACAGCCUCGCCUGCGCCUACCUACUUACCAUGUUGUUCUUUAGCUUCUGGCCGCCGGCCCCGGUGUCCGACGCCAAGGACAUGAACUUUAGUGUACUGAUGACAGGGGCGGUCGUCAUCUUCAGCAUUGUGUACUAUUUGGUGUGGGCGAAGAGGGACUACAAGGGCCCGAUUCGCGAGGUAUGA
This is a messenger RNA of Cordyceps fumosorosea ARSEF 2679, 1614 nucleotides long. RefSeq names its product amino acid/polyamine transporter I. Gene Ontology annotation, molecular function: transmembrane transporter activity. Gene Ontology annotation, biological process: transmembrane transport. The transcript is spliced from 5 exons. NCBI's taxonomy places the organism in Eukaryota, Fungi, Ascomycota, Sordariomycetes, Hypocreales, Cordycipitaceae. Bases 1 to 1614 code for a protein of 537 amino acids. Gene Ontology annotation, cellular component: membrane. The record is from RefSeq and is a predicted model, not a curated record.